This is a messenger RNA of Ziziphus jujuba (common jujube), 2560 nucleotides long. Its product is annotated as probable E3 ubiquitin-protein ligase ARI8. Bases 314 to 2110 code for a protein of 598 amino acids. The record is from RefSeq and is a predicted model, not a curated record. Gene Ontology annotation, biological process: protein polyubiquitination; ubiquitin-dependent protein catabolic process; positive regulation of proteasomal ubiquitin-dependent protein catabolic process. The transcript is spliced from 15 exons. Lineage: Eukaryota; Viridiplantae; Streptophyta; Magnoliopsida; Rosales; Rhamnaceae. Gene Ontology annotation, cellular component: cytoplasm; ubiquitin ligase complex. Gene Ontology annotation, molecular function: zinc ion binding; ubiquitin protein ligase activity; ubiquitin conjugating enzyme binding.
UUUUAUUUUUUUGAUUUUUCAGAAUCCCUUCUGUUUUCUCUCUGUUCCUUUUCUUCUUUCAUCGCGACCAGACCACCAUCAUUUCUCAUUUCUCUCUACCUGCUUCUCCCUUUCACCUACUUCUAUUUACUUUUCUGCCACCGCUUUUGUCUGUCUCUGCCUCUCUCUAUCUGUUUCUCGCUCGCUUAUUUGCAUGAAAUUGGUGUCCAAUUCGUUGUUCUAAUCGGACAGCCAAGCUAGGGUUUUGAUUUUUUUUUUUUUUUUUUUUUUUUUGGUUUGGGUGUUUGGUAACCCCAUUAGAGGGAAAAGGAGGAUGGAUUCCGAGGAUGAGUUCGAUAUGCACGACGCUAACGGUGACGACGACGACGACAAUGACGAUGACUUCUAUAGCGGCGGAGACGACGAUGCCGCUGCCGCCAUGGACAGCGAUGAAGCUGACGUUGCCGAUUAUGAGUUCAUCGAUAACGACUCCGAUGAUUCUGAUGACAUCGCUUCGCAUCGUUACCAGCAAAAUUAUACCGUUUUGACCGAAGCAGAUAUUCAUCAACGUCAGGAGGAGGAUAUUAUGAGGAUAUCUACUGUGCUUUCCAUAUCAGAAGUUGCAGCUAGCGUAUUGCUCCGUCACUAUAAUUGGAGUGUCAGUAAAGUACAUGAUGAGUGGUUUGCAGACGAAGAAAAGGUGCGCAAGGUUGUUGGCUUACUGGAGAAACCGGCUUUUGCUUCUCCAAAUGUUAGGGAACUUAUUUGUGGGAUCUGUUUUGAAGCCUAUCCUCUUGAUAGGAUGUAUACUGCAGCUUGUGGUCAUCCUUUUUGUAGUACAUGCUGGACAGGUUAUAUUAGCACAGCCAUUAAUGAUGGUCCUGGAUGUUUGAUGUUGCGAUGUCCUGACCCUUCUUGUACUGCCGCUGUUGGUCAAGAUAUGAUUAGCCGUUUGGCUUCUGCCGAAGACAAGCAAAAAUAUUCUCGUUACUUCAUUAGAUCGUAUGUUGAAGACAAUAGGAAGACCAAAUGGUGUCCUGCUCCAGGCUGUGAGUAUGCUGUGGAUUUUAUUGUUGGAAGUGGAAGUUAUGAUGUUACAUGUCGCUGUUCAUAUAGCUUUUGCUGGAAUUGUACUGAGGAGGCCCACCGUCCAGUUGAUUGUGGCACUGUUGCGAAAUGGAUAUUGAAGAAUAGUGCUGAGUCAGAAAAUAUGAACUGGAUAUUGGCUAAUUCCAAACCCUGUCCAAAGUGCAAACGUCCAAUUGAGAAAAACCAGGGCUGUAUGCAUAUCACUUGCACGCCACCUUGUAAAUUUGAGUUCUGCUGGCUUUGCCUUGGUGCAUGGUCAGACCAUGGUGAGAGGACAGGUGGUUUUUAUGCAUGCAACCGUUAUGAAACAGCAAAGCAAGAGGGAGUGUAUGAUGAGGCGGAAAAACGAAGAGAGAUGGCGAAAAAUUCUCUAGAGAGGUAUACUCAUUAUUAUGAAAGAUGGGCGACCAACCAAUCGUCUAGGCAAAAAGCAUUGGCAGACUUGCAACAAAUGCAGACUGUGGCUCUUGAGAAGCUAAGUGACAUACAGUGCCAACCUGAGUCACAGUUGAAGUUCAUAACAGAGGCCUGGCUUCAGAUAGUUGAAUGCAGGCGUGUUCUAAAAUGGACAUAUGCAUAUGGAUAUUAUUUACCAGAGCAUGAACAAGCCAAGAGAGUGUUCUUUGAGUACUUGCAAGGCGAGGCAGAGUCUGGGUUGGAACGACUUCAUCAAUGUGCAGAAAAGGAGCUACAAGUUUACCUCAAUGCAGAGGGCCCAUCAAAAGACUUCAAUGAGUUCCGCACCAAACUUGCUGGACUGACCAGUGUGACACGAAACUACUUUGAGAACUUAGUUCGAGCUUUAGAGAAUGGUCUAUCAGAUGUGGACUCGCAUGGUGCCACCUGUAGCAGGGCAGCGAGCUCAAAGAGUUUGGGAGGUACAAGCAGUAAGGGGAGAGGUGGGAGGGGCAAGGCUACAACAUCGAGAUCAAGUAGUUCCAGUAGAAAUAUUGAUGAUUCGGGCCAUUGGUCCUGUGAGCAUUGCACCUUUGCUAAUGUCAAGACAGCUACCGUCUGUCAGAUGUGCCAUCAACGCCGGUAAUCUCAUUUCCCUAUGCAAAUUGACCUACCUGGAAGGAGAGGCAUCCGUUUUUGCCUCUUGGGCUUGUGGUUGAUUAUGGUGGGGAAAAAAUACCUUAGAAGUUUGUUGGGGGGAAGUUUCCAUCCUUCAUCCAUCUCUGGGAUAACGAAGACAAGAGUUCAAAUAAGGAGUGAGGGGAGAGUGGGGAAAGGAGAAACAAACUUUUAUUUCUUACGACUGUUGUGUUGUUGGAAUGUGUGGUGCUGUAUAUAGUUGCUGCUGCUGCUGUUUCUGUUUUUUAACUCUUGGCUGUCCUAUUCCAUGCAAAUGCAUUCAAUCUCUAUUGUCAUUUAUUAGCUACUUACAUAUUUGUAGCGAGCUGGGAGUGUUCCAAGUGGGUUGUAAGAGUAAAAACUAGUUGGGGACAAUAAUCUAAAUUGGCCCCUGCAUUAAUGAAAUAAACUUAUACUA